GAAGGUCGGGAAAAUUCCAAGAGGAGGGUGGGGAGUACUUUAUAACUCCAACCAACCCCUGCCUGAGCACUCACUGCCCAGGCUUGAGUCUAAACUACCUCCAGGCUCCAUUUAGGAAACUACCAACAUAGCCAAGGAAAACAUGUCUUGCCAAUUCCCAGCAUUGACACCAGAGCAAAAGAAAGAACUGUGUGAAAUAGCUCACCGAAUUGUUGCUCCAGGCAAGGGAAUCUUGGCAGCAGAUGAGUCCACUGGUAGCAUUGCAAAGCGACUGCAGUCUAUUGGAACUGAGAACACAGAAGAAAAUCGGCGCCUUUACAGGCAGUUACUUCUUACAGCAGAUGAUCGAGUGAACUCCUGUAUUGGAGGUGUUAUCCUUUUCCAUGAGACACUCUACCAGAAAGCUGAUGAUGGACGUCCCUUUCCCAAAGUUAUAAAGGAAAAGGGUGGCAUUGUGGGCAUCAAGGUGGACAAAGGUGUAGUGCCCCUGGCAGGGACCAAUGGCGAGACUACCACUCAAGGUCUGGAUGGGCUGAGUGAGCGCUGUGCCCAGUAUAAGAAGGAUGGGGCUGACUUUGCCAAGUGGCGUUGUGUCCUGAAGAUUGGGCAUAAUACACCUUCCCCACUUGCCAUCAUGGAGAAUGCCAAUGUGUUGGCCCGAUAUGCCAGCAUUUGCCAGCAAAAUGGUAUUGUCCCCAUUGUGGAGCCAGAGAUCCUCCCUGAUGGAGACCAUGAUCUGAAGUGUUGUCAGUAUGUCACCGAGAAGGUUCUGGCUGCUGUCUACAAGGCUCUGAGUGACCACCAUGUCUAUCUGGAAGGGACCUUGCUGAAGCCUAACAUGGUCACUGCUGGCCAUGCCUGUACUCAGAAAUAUUCACAUGAGGAGAUCGCAAUGGCAACUGUAACUGCCCUUCGCCGGACUGUGCCUCCUGCAGUCACUGGUAUCACCUUCCUAUCUGGGGGUCAGAGUGAGGAGGAUGCCUCCAUCAACCUCAAUGCCAUCAACACCUGCCCCUUGCAUAAGCCAUGGGCCCUGACCUUUUCUUAUGGCCGAGCCCUGCAGGCAUCUGCCCUCAAGACCUGGGGUGGAAAGAAGGAAAAUGUCAAGGCUGCCCAAGAAGAAUAUAUUAAGCGGGCCACGGCUAACAGCCAAGCUGCUCAAGGCAAGUAUACUCCAAGUGGAAAGUCAGGAGCUGCAGCCAGUGAAUCGCUCUUUGUCUCUAACCAUGCCUACUAAGUCAAGGCCUUCCAUCUGGGUAUGCCCUAACACUCCAGGCCAUCCCUCACAGUCCAGGAAGAGGCUGAGAUCCCAGAGCUUUGUGCUGACCUCUCCCAUCACUCCUAACUUGUGUGGUGUUGUUGCUCUCUGGUGAAUCUAGUGACCCCUCCUCAGCCCACUUUUUCCAAUAAACAACUAUUUAACAAGGA
Molecule: messenger RNA, 1428 nt
Organism: Antechinus flavipes (yellow-footed antechinus)
Lineage: Eukaryota; Metazoa; Chordata; Mammalia; Dasyuromorphia; Dasyuridae
Gene: ALDOA
Product: aldolase, fructose-bisphosphate A
Exons: 9
Coding region: 143-1237 (364 amino acids)
Biological process (GO): fructose 1,6-bisphosphate metabolic process; glycolytic process
Cellular component (GO): cytosol
Molecular function (GO): fructose-bisphosphate aldolase activity
Source: RefSeq, a predicted model, not a curated record